AUGACAUUUGUGAGUCAAAUAAUAAUAGCACAUGGUUUAACGUGCAAUGAAGUUUUGGAAUUUCCCGAUAGCAAAAAGCUGUCGCUGGCCGAAUUGCAGACACUUCAGCCCCAAGAAACGGUUCAGUGCUUGGCACACUUAGGCAAAGAGCGAUUACUGAAAGAGGAAGCCGAUUACAUAUGGCAAUCGAUCGUAACCUUCUUCAGUGGUAUCGCAAAUGUUCCAGAAAGUGUUAUGAUAUUGCUCCACUGGGUCACGCCGGCUUUGACGCCCGACGAUUACUACAACUUGACGCUGAGCAACGUCGACGUAAUUCAGAAUUUCGGUUUCAAUUACGGCUUGGAAGAAGACCAGUUGGCCGCGAUAGCUGAUCGUGUCCGUGAAGACUUCGCUGGAAAGGAGCCGGAGGAUUAUACGUUUUACGAUUUGAUUGCUUUAAGGCAGAUAUUGUGUGCUUUCAACCAGAGUGAAAUCGAGAGGAUACAUCCGGCUGCGUAUAGAGAAGCGGCGGGGACUAUCGGGAAGUUGGAGAAUUGCAAGCCGGAGGUGAUGCAAGGGUUUGCCAACUUGGCAGUUCAGCCCAGGGCCUUCGGUCCUCCAGCGAGGUGGCCUGAAACCCUAAUACACACCCUUGGAAAAGUAACAGAAUAUUUGCCGCAGGAUGUGAUGAGUAGAUUUAAUAAAGCUGACACAUAA
Chilo suppressalis (striped riceborer) is the source of this 696-nucleotide messenger RNA. The record is from the annotation of a GenBank genome assembly. NCBI's taxonomy places the organism in Eukaryota, Metazoa, Arthropoda, Insecta, Lepidoptera, Crambidae.